CACCAAUUCAUACCACACAAAAAAUCCUCACUUCCCCUCACACCUCACACUAUUAAAAUCAAGCCCUCUUCUCUUCUUCUUUUGAUCCCCCUCCAACUCUCAAACUAGACCAGAAAGUAAAAGGAAAAAUCCUUAUCCCAUGGCUACUGUCACCUCUGCAGCUGUCACCAUCCCAUCGUUCACAGGCCUUAAGGCAGCUGGUGCGGCCAAAGUGAGUGCCACAGCUAAAGUCUCAUCAGUCUCUCCAGUCCCAAGGCUUAGCAUUAAGGCUUCACUCAAGGAUGUGGGUGUUGCUGUUGCAGCCACUGCUGCAAGUGUAAUGCUUGCAAGCAAUGCCAUGGCUGCUGAGGUCUUGCUUGGUGGUGAUGAUGGGUCAUUGGCCUUUAUUCCCAGCAACUUCAGCGUGGCCCCUGGAGAGAAGAUAGUGUUCAAGAACAAUGCAGGAUUCCCCCACAACGUUGUUUUUGACGAGGACGAAAUUCCCGGUGGUGUCGAUGCCGGAAAGAUCUCCAUGAGUGAGGAGGACCUCCUCAAUGCUCCAGGAGAGACAUACGCUGUGACCUUGACUGAAAAAGGAAGCUACACUUUCUACUGCUCACCCCACCAGGGAGCUGGGAUGGUGGGAAAAGUUACUGUUAAUUAAGUUUGUUUGAACACUCUCUGUAAGGAUAAUUUCAUAUUUCUCUUUUUAAACUUUUUUGGGAGGUAGUAGAGCUCAAUAAUCAAUGUUGGGAACGUGAGGGAAUGUAUGAUUGUAUGUUGUGGACCAAUAUAAAUGCUUUGGUGUUUUUUCAUUUUCUUCA
Messenger RNA from Quercus robur (English oak), 803 nucleotides. Its product is annotated as plastocyanin. The coding region runs from base 140 to 643 and encodes 167 amino acids. Gene Ontology annotation, molecular function: copper ion binding. Lineage: Eukaryota; Viridiplantae; Streptophyta; Magnoliopsida; Fagales; Fagaceae. The transcript has a single exon. The record is from RefSeq and is a predicted model, not a curated record. Gene Ontology annotation, cellular component: chloroplast thylakoid lumen.